Messenger RNA from Stegostoma tigrinum, 2946 nucleotides. RefSeq names its product two pore segment channel 2 (gene tpcn2). Gene Ontology annotation, cellular component: lysosomal membrane. The transcript has 26 exons. Gene Ontology annotation, biological process: transmembrane transport; monoatomic ion transport. Gene Ontology annotation, molecular function: monoatomic ion channel activity; voltage-gated channel activity. Lineage: Eukaryota; Metazoa; Chordata; Chondrichthyes; Orectolobiformes; Stegostomatidae. The record is from RefSeq and is a predicted model, not a curated record. The coding region runs from base 91 to 2367 and encodes 758 amino acids.
UUAAAAGCAGCGGGCGAGGAACGGGCGAAGUUUCUUUCGGAGUCGGUGUUGUGGAACUGAGCUCCUGCUCCGUGCUUCCUCUCCUCAGCCAUGGAGACCGAGCCACUCCUUGGGAGCCGCCGCUCCGAGUCCUCCGGGGCACCGAGCACCAGCAGCUCCAGCAGCGGCGGCGGCCGCCGGAAUUACAGCGGCAGCGGCAGCCCGAUCGAUGACCUAUAUGUACAGCAAGCUGCUGUGUUUAUUGAAGAUGCAAUACAGUAUCGUACUAUCAAUCAUCGAGUAGAUUCCCGGUCCUUACGGCUUUAUCGGUGGUACUACUCUGACGCUUAUCAGUGGGUUUUGAAUGCUGCCAUCUUUGUGAUUUUGGCCUUGGCCUUUAUUGAGAAACCCUCAUCUUUGAGUGUUACAUCUGAUCUCCGAUUCCGCCAUGUGCUUUGGGAGCCUCACUGUGGACUGACGGAAGGCAUUGAAGUAUUUUGUCUUCUUCUGUUCAUUGUUGAUGUAGUGAUAAAAAGCUAUUUAAUUGGAUGGGAAGAAUUCCAGAAGUCAAAAUGGCUGAUUGCCUAUGCACUUAUACUUGCUGCUUCCAUUGUGGACUGGACUGUUACUCUGUGUUUAUUUUGUGAGGAGAGAGUACGAAUUAGAAGACUCUUGCGGCCAUUUUUCCUUCUCCAAAACUCCUCUCUCAUGAAAAAAGCUUUUAAAUGCCUACGACAAACAAUACCACAAAUCACAAGUGUAAUGCUGCUGUUAGCCUUGCACCUGUUGCUGUUUACUAUGAUUGCCAUGCUGCUGUUCACUCGUGUACAGACAACUGAAGAUGAUCAAGAGUGGAAGACAUAUUUCCGGAAUUUGCCAGAAUCUUUGACCUCAUUGCUAGUCCUGCUCACAACAGCUAAUAACCCUGACGUGAUGAUCCCAGCCUAUUCACGCGGUCGAGCCUAUUCAUUGUUCUUCAUUACCUUCAGUCUUAUUGGAACAUACUUGUUAAUGAAUUUGUUGACGGCUAUAAUAUACAACCAAUUUCGUGGCUAUUUACUGAGUUCAAUUCAGACAUCGUUAAUUCGAAGAUGCUUGGGAAUUCGAGGAGCAUUUGAGGUGCUUUGCUGCGAGCGUCCAAGCAAAGCUGGAAGAAGAGGUUCUAUUAGAAUGACUGUAAGUACCAACACGGUGCUGCAAGUCCUGCAGAAAGUGAAAAUGUCUUCAGCGCACAAGCAAGAGAUGAUUAAGCAAGUAAAGGCAUUCACUCAUGACUGUGUUACAGCAGAACAGUUUAGAGCUCUCUUUGAUGAAUUACACAAGGAGACUGUGAGAGAGUAUCCGCCAAAACCAGCGUACCGAUCUGUGUUCUUGCAAAAGCUUCAGACUCUGUUCAGCCAUCGCUUUGUGGAUUAUUUUGGAAACCUAACAGUUGCAGUGCAUCUGAUUUGCAUUUUUGUCGCUUUGGUACGUGAUGCAGAAACACCCAUCUCUAAACGUGAUGGAUUCUUUUUAGGUGUUGUGAAUGGAUCCUUUGUCCUGUACUAUCUUUUGGAAAUGGCAGUGAAAAUCUUUGCUUUGGGCAUUAAAGGUUAUGGCUUAUAUAAAAGCAACCUAUUUGAUGGGCUUCUGACUAUAAUACUGCUGAUUCUGCAACUGUCUUCUCUUGUGCAGUAUGGCUUGCCUCAUCCAGGAUGGAAUCCAGAGUUGCAUGGAUUGCUUUCACUUUGGGAAACUGUUCGGCUGGCAAAUAUGCUCAUUGUUUUCAGAUUCCUCCGAUUAAUUUCCAGUGUUAAGUUAAUGGCCUUAGUUGCCAACAGUCUGUUUGAUCUGAUCAAGAAUUUGCGAGCUUUUGCUGGAAUUCUUGUGGUGGCAUACUAUGUUUUUGCAAUUGCUGGUGUAGUGUUUUUUAAAGACAAAAUCCCAGCUCCUCAGAAUGCAACAAAUGCAAGUCUGAAUGCAAGCAUUUCAUCUGAGAAUAUGACACAACAAUGUGGUACCUAUGAACAGCUGGGUUAUUGGCCCAACAACUUUAAUGACUUUGCUGCUGCUUUGGUCACCCUCUGGGAUCUAAUGGUGGUAAACAACUGGCAGGUUUUUCUGGAUGUCUUCUCAAGAUAUGCUAGUCCGUGGUCCAAACUUUAUUUUGUAGCUUGGUGGCUGGUGUCCUCUGUCAUUUGGGUUAACCUCUUUGUGGCUCUGAUUCUUGAGAAUUUUAUUCAUAAAUGGGAUCGCACUUACCACCCAUCCUUCUCUGAUCAGGAGUCAGAAUAUCAGAUGAGUGUGCAGGAUAUGUUCAGAGAUGAUCUAGAAGAACCAACUGAAGAUGAUUUGUUGGAGAGACUGCGACAGCAUCCACACCUUCAUCUACCGAGAGGGCCCAUAUAGUUACAAGGAUUGUAUCCAAAUGCUUUCGAGACUUAUGACUCCUCAUCCAGGGCUUGCAAUGAGGGUGCUUCAAAUGGGCGCUUUCUGAUUGACUGCAAUUAUUUUUAAGAUGCACAAAAGGGAAAUAACUUUGAAGAUGCCAGUAGCACGAAUGGACCAGAAAUUUCUUUGAAGUACCACAUGCUUUGUAUAAAAAUGCUAUUUAACUGGGAUUGCCUUUUAAAGUUUAACUUUUUCACUGACUCUUAACACUGAGUUCCUAUUCCAGAUGUUUGCUGCAAGAUGAGUAAAAACUGUGGUUAUAUAUUCAUAAACCUAAAUAGUCACCUAGAAAACUGAAUUAAAACAGUCCACAUUUUUACUGUACCUCACUAUUUUACAGGUCUGGUUUUUCAGGUGCUCACUUUUAAAAUUGUAUCUUAAACACUGAAGCUGGUUAGUUACUCUGAAAUCAACAAUCUAUAAUUUUGCACUAUCCCAAACCCAUUUGUUAGUUUCUAUAUGAAAGAUACUUUAUUAAAUGUGAUGCCACUCAAUUGUUUCUGAAACUUGGCCAGUGGCAGAAUGAGUUAUUUUUAU